AUGGCCGACUUCGACAUAGAAAAGGAGCCGAAUGUGAAUCCGGCAUCCAAGGGUGAGAAUGCGUCAGGAGCCGAUGAUUCUGACGCACUCAGGCUGGCCGAGAUGGGAUACACACAGGAUUUGCAGCGCAAUUUCUCAAUACUUUCACUUGUUGGUAUUGCGUUUUGUAUGUCUAAUUCCUGGUUCGGUAUCUCUGCAUCCUUGAUCACUGGUAUCAGUUCUGGAGGCACGGUCCUUAUCGUCUAUGGGUUGAUCUGGAUCGGCUUCAUUUCGACCUGUGUGGGAGCCUCGCUUUCCGAACUAGCCAGUUCCAUGCCCAAUGCCGGUGGUCAAUAUUUCUGGGCCAACGAACUUGCGCCUAAGAAAUACGCACGAUUCGCAUCCUAUUUCACCGGCUGGUUUGGGUAUGCUGGUGCUAUCUUCGCCUGUGCUAGUGUCGCGCUCAGCCUUGGGUCCGCUGGAGUAGGAAUGUGGCAACUUGGCCAUCCCGAAUUUGUCCCGGAGCCAUGGCAUACUGUGGUGGCUUAUCAGCUCAUUAAUUUUUUUUGUUAUCUCUUCAACUGCUGGGGUAAAACGCUGCCUGCAGUUGCAAAGGUCACCCUUUACAUCUCUCUACUAUCCUUCUUCGUGAUUCUGGUUACGGUGCCCGCCUGUGCCAAGACUCAUGCCAGUGGAGCAUAUGUGUUCGGCCAUUUCGUCAAUUCCACUGGAUGGAAGUCGGACGGUAUGGCUUUCAUUGUUGGGUUGAUCAAUCCAAACUGGAUCUUUGCCUGUUUGGACUCUGCGACCCACCUCGCGGAGGAGGUACCGCAGCCUGAGAAAAACAUCCCCAUCGCUAUUAUGGCCACGGUUGGCAUUGGUUUCGUCACCUCUUGGUUCUACUGUAUUUCCAUGUUCUUCAGUCUGAAUGACCUGAGCAAGCUCCUGAAUACAGCCACUGGUGUUCCUAUCUUGGAGCUUUACUACCAAGCUCUUGACAAUGUGCCGGGCGCCAUUGUGUUGGAGACCUUGCUGCUCGUUACCGGGAUGGGAUGUCUGAUUGCGUGCCACACUUGGCAGUCUCGCCUCUGCUGGGCUUUUGCUCGUGACCGUGGUAUCCCUGGACACAAGUGGCUCUCUCAGGUGAACCACACUCUCGAUGUGCCCCUGAACGCCCACAAUGCCAGUAGCUUCAUCGUUGGUGUUCUCGGACUGCUCUAUCUCGGCUCCUCUACCGCUUUCAACAGUAUGGUGACGGCCUGUAUCACCUUGCUGUAUAUCUCGUACUCCUGUCCCAUUCUGUGCCUCUGGUAUCGAGGCCGUGACAACAUCAAGCACGGCCCCUUCUGGCUUGGAAAGUGGGGUGCCUUCGCCAACAUUGUCACCGUGCUAUGGACCAUCUUCUGUCUUGUUAUGUACUCCUUCCCAUCAACUAUGCCGGUGAACACAGGCAACAUGAACUAUGUCUCGGCCGUAUAUGGUGUGGUGAUUUUCAUUGUUCUUUGCGAUUGGUUCAUUCGCGGUAGACGCGUAUAUAAGGGCAGUGUCAGCGCCAUGGAAGGCCAUGGCGCGUCUGAGGACUCUGAGUAA
Aspergillus pseudotamarii is the source of this 1569-nucleotide messenger RNA. Its product is annotated as putative choline transport protein Ctr. Gene Ontology annotation, biological process: transmembrane transport. The coding region runs from base 1 to 1569 and encodes 522 amino acids. Lineage: Eukaryota; Fungi; Ascomycota; Eurotiomycetes; Eurotiales; Aspergillaceae. Gene Ontology annotation, cellular component: membrane. The record is from RefSeq and is a predicted model, not a curated record. The transcript is spliced from 3 exons. Gene Ontology annotation, molecular function: transmembrane transporter activity.